AUGCAUAUGGCUAACUACCUAGCUUGCCUUAAGUGUCUGCUUAUCAUGGCUUUCUGCAAAAUUUUGAAAUUGCAACCCAUCUUCCCAUCCUCUUUACCCUGCCCUGCUGGUUUUUUGUUUUGUGUGUGUAUGUGUGUGUGUGUGUGUGUGUGUGUGUGUGUGUGUGUAAGGGGCAUUUAUCACCUUCCCUCAGGUGAUAUUCUGCUCUAUAAGAUGUAUAUUGAUGUUUAUUUUCUUGUCUUUGUAGAAUGUAAGUUCUGUAGGGCUGAAAUCUUUGGGACUCAUUUAGUAUUUGUUGGAUGA
Molecule: messenger RNA, 303 nt
Organism: Rangifer tarandus platyrhynchus (Svalbard reindeer)
Lineage: Eukaryota; Metazoa; Chordata; Mammalia; Artiodactyla; Cervidae
Source: the annotation of a GenBank genome assembly